AUCAGUAGCAAUCGAAUCAAAAAUACUUGAUUUUCAUUAAUUCUACACCAUGCAUAAUAUCGGCAUUGGAAUAUUUGGGUGCAGUGAAGUGACUAAAAUUGUCGUGACCCUGCUGCGUGAAAAAGGAUUUAAUGUUCAAGCGAUUUGGGGAAAAACUAAGGAAGAAGCACAGGAAUAUGCAAAUGAAUUGAAAAUUCCAUUUUCCACAAAUAAAAUUGAUGAAGUUCUGUUGAGGAAGGAUGUUGACUUUUCAUUUGUUCUAUGUCAGCCUUAUUUACAUUCACACAUUGUCGUUAAAAGCCUUGGAAUUGGAAAACAUGUACUCUGCGAGAAGACUUUAGGAAUUAAUGUUUUGGAUGCACAGAAAAUGGUUCAUGCAUCAGAAUACUACCCAUCCUUAAUAAAUUUGGUGAAUCAUUCGCUUAGAUUUUUACCUGCUUUUGUUCAUAUGAAGAAAGCAAUUGCUGAAAAUUAUAUUGGAGAGCUUUCAUUGAUUGAUGUAACUGUUAAAAUUUCUACUUUGAUACAUGAUAAAUUCGAUUGGCUAUGCGAUGAUCAUCAAGGAAGCGGCUGUCUCAAUUUAAUUGGAUCACAUGUGAUAGAUUUAUGUCAUUUUUUGACUGGCAAAAAAGCAAAACGAGUUCACGGCAUUAUAAAAACUUUUAGACACAAAACACAGUCCAUACAUGGAAUUCGACAAAUUACUGCCCCAGAUUUCUGCAAUUUUCAGCUCGAAUUGGAAGGAAGUCCGAAUAGUCAAAUUCUUGUGACGACAAACAUACAAAGUAAUGAUGGAUAUAGAAAUGGAUUUGAGCAAGAUGUCUCAAUUGUCGGUGAAUUAGGGAAUUUGAAAGUUAUUGGUGGUGAUUUAAUUUGUAUACGAAGGAAAGCUGGUGACGACAAUGCUGAUUAUAAGGAAGAGAAAUUAUAUGUUGAAAUUCAGGACAUGCGAACAUCUGAAUCAUCUUCUUCCAUACCUCGCCAAUAUGUCAAAGGAAUGAGUAAAAUGUUUUCUGCACUAAAAGAAGCUUUCACAACUCCAUCGUCGAAUUCAAACUGGAAUAAAGAAUCUGUAGCCGCAGCAGCCAAUUUUAAUGACGGACUUUACGUUCAACAAGUUAUUGAGGCAAUUAAGAAGUCAAGUGAUACACGAUCAUGGAUUAAGGUUGAAACGGCGACGUUAAAGGACUGACUUCAUAUUUAUUAGGGCAAAAUGUAAAUUUUUCUGUUAAGUUUUAG
Messenger RNA from Chironomus riparius, 1239 nucleotides. The record is from the annotation of a GenBank genome assembly. NCBI's taxonomy places the organism in Eukaryota, Metazoa, Arthropoda, Insecta, Diptera, Chironomidae.